UUCUAAUGAUUCCACUGCUUUCUUGUUCAAGAAUUCUAAUUUAAAAAAAAAAAAUCCAUUACCUGCACUCACUGUGGCUACCAAGGACACUAUGCUGACAAGUGCUUCCAAGUUAUUGGUUAUCCUCCCAACUGGAAAGGGCAUAAAGGUUUGAGAACUGCUCCUGGCUUUAAACUGUCAUCAAAUGCUAAAAAACACUCAUGCUCAUCUUGCUAACACAUCAAAUGAAUCUCCUGUUGUUGAUCUUGAUCUUUGUGACCCUACUCUCUAUAACAAGUUCCUUGAGUUUAUGAAAACUCAGAGUGCUAAUCCUGCUUCUGCUCAUGUUGCUAUGGCCGUUCUACAACAUGAUCAUUCUUCUAAUGAUUCCCCUGUUCUAGACUACUACUACUGUUCCAGAAGAACAAUCACAAAGAAAAUCCACAAGAGCAAGAUCAUUACCUAUUCAUCUCCAAGAUUACUGCAGGUAUUCCUCCUUCCUCCUCCUGCAUGUUCAUUUGGAGUCAAAAUGAACAUGAUGGACAUCCAUGCUCCUCUUGAGGUGGCGUAUCAAGAAUAAACUACUGUGAGCUGUUUUAGUUGUUAUUUGGACCUAUUUUAUUAUUUACUUGGGCCUUAAGUUUGUUACAUAAUUAGGUUUAUAUACUUUCUGAACAAUUGUAAUCUCAGCUUAAGCAUUCAUUCUCAGCUUAAGCACAAUUCAAUCUUCUUGCUUUCUCAAUUCUCAAUUGUUCAAAGAUUCAUUUCAGUAUCUCAUCAAUAGUAGGAUAAUCAUUUUGAAUUUGAAUUCAACUUAAUAAUCCUAUUAGCUAUUACAUUGUUUACACAAUUAAAGAGUCUCUAAAAUUAUGACAUUUAAUUUUAUCACUUAUAAUCUGUCCGAUCAAGCACACAUAUAAAUGAAAAAAUUAAAAUGUUGUAUGAUACUACUACCAGACUUUAACAAUAAACCAAACAACAAAAUAAAACGCAUAACUAAAAUACAUCAAGAGAAAAGAAACUUCUGAACGUUGUAGCAGCACUCUUAGAGCGUCUUUUUCCAAACCCUAACCUCUCGUUCAUUUCAAGGCGGCGGUUGUGGAGGGGGCGCAAAUCACCAACCAUAACGCUUAAAAGCUAAAACCCGGUAAAUCCCCAUUAUCUCUUCUCUUCCUCAAUUCUUACGGUAUAAUCAAAGGAAUUUGAGGAAGCCACCACAAUUGAUAAUACUAGCCUCUCCUUUCAGAAAAGAGUCUGACCACCACAUAAUCUCGCACUCUCAAUAAUGCAGUUCGACUAAAUCCAAUAGAAUUCAUCACCUCCUCUGUCAAUGACGGAUCUCCACCGGAGCAUCUAUCGCCCACCGCCAUGCUCUGCUAUCAAACACAACUUCCCCUACCAUCGUCUCUAGAUGACCUUCAUCUACGAUAAAAAGUUAUUGGGGGAUGCUUUUAUUGAACGGCCGAGAGCUUGAGCUUAUGAUAUUAUUAUUCAAUGC
Messenger RNA from Cuscuta epithymum, 1477 nucleotides. The record is from the annotation of a GenBank genome assembly. Lineage: Eukaryota; Viridiplantae; Streptophyta; Magnoliopsida; Solanales; Convolvulaceae.